GUUACACGGCUGUUGCAUAGUUGGUUCUUAGUUAACAAAUUAUACUCAAAAAGAUGUAGAUUUGAGUCAUGACAAUCGUAAUACGAGAGUUUUACCUUCUUAUAGGGUGAUUCCUUGUGAAUAUCAUAUAGUGUGUCUCCUGAUACACCACUAUCGUAUAUAGUGAUUAACGCUUCUCACGUACGUGAGAUAUUGUGUCGAAGCUCCUUAAGGUGAGUUCACCUUCUGCACCCAAGAUCUCUUCAGAGCUGAUGAUCGAUGCUCCGAAGAACGAACACUUUAUCAUCUCAACUUUAAUUUCUCUUACAUUCAUCAGCUCUGUCUGUUCGAUGACUACAACAGGAACGGCCUCUUCCGCUCCUCGGAGCAGCGCCUAUCACGUCUUCUUGAGCUUCAGAGGCCAGGACACUCGCCGGACGUUCGUCGACCACCUCUACACGGCUCUCGCCAACGCCGGAUUUCGCACCUUCCGAGACGAUUACGGGAUGGAGAGAGGAGAAAGCAUCAAGCUGGAGCUGCACAGGGCAAUCGAAGAGUCUAGGGUUUCAAUUGUCGUCUUCUCCAGGAACUAUUCUUCUUCCAGCUGGUGCCUCGACGAGCUCGUGAUGAUUCUCGGAAAACGGAGGAGGGAGGAUUCCGGCCACGUGGUUCUGCCGGUAUUUUACGACGUGGAUCCAUCCGAGGUUAGGAAAAAAACAGGGGAUUAUGCGGAGGCGCUUGCGAGGCAUGAAGAGCGAUUCGAGGGUGAAGCAAAUGAAUGGAAGGAGAAACUGAAAGGGUGGAAGGAAGCACUCGAGGAAGCUGCUAAUUUAACAGGCAUGGUUCUACAAAAUCAAGCCGAUGGGCACGAGUCAAAGUUUAUCCAAAAAAUUGUCAAGGUCGUUGAAGACAAGCUAAGGCGAACAAUCUUGAAUGUUUCCCCACAUCCCAUUGGACUUCAUUCUCGUGCCAAACACAUUCAUUUGUGGUUACAAGAUGAAGGGAGUGAUAUUGGAAUUGUCGCCAUCUGUGGGAUGGGUGGGAUUGGGAAGACAACCAUUGCCAAAUCUGUAUACAACUUAAACUUCUCAAACUUUGAAGGCAGCAGCUUCUUGGCAGAUAUAAGAGAAGUUUCUGGACAACAAAAUGGCCUAAUACGAUUACAAAGACAACUUCUUUUGGAUAUUGUAAAGGGAAGGAAGGAAAAAAUAAACAGCAUUGAUGAAGGGAUUGCUAGGAUCAAAGAAGCUGUAGGUUCUAAAAGAGUUCUUAUAAUUCUUGAUGAUGUGGAUAAACGGGAGCAAUUGCAUGCAAUUCUUGGGAUGUUGGAUUGGCUUGCUAUGGGUAGUAAAAUAAUCAUAACCACUAGACACGAGCGUUUACUAAAAACUCAUGAAUGUUGCAAAGUAUACAGGGUUGAGUUGUUGGAUCAUGAUGAAUCCUUAGAGCUUUUCAGUUGGCAUGCCUUUGGACAAAACCAACCUAGUGAUGAUUAUUUGGUAGACUCAAAGAAGGCAGUAUCAUAUUGCAGAGGACUUCCGUUAGCCAUUAAAACCUUAGGUUCUUCUCUAUUUGGGAAAAGCAUAGAUGUGUGGAAAAGUCAACUGCAAAAAUUGAAAGAAAUUCCUGACAAUGAAAUCCUUGAAAAACUCAAACUAAGUUACGACUCUUUACAAGAUGACCACGACAAAGAUUUAUUCCUUGAUAUUGCUUGCUUCUUUGUUGGAAUGGACAAAGACUCCACAAUCACAAUCUUGGAUGGAUGUAAUUACUACACAUUGGUUGGAAUCGAAAAUCUCAUUGACAGGAAUCUUUUGACAGUUGAUAUGCAUAACAAGCUGGUGAUGCAUCAACUGAUUCAAGAACUGGGAAGGGAAAUUGUUCGGCAAGAAUCGCCCAAGGUGUUGGGAGAACGAAGAAGGCUUUGGAAUCACAAGGAUUCAUUUCAUGUCUUGAGAGAAAAAACUGGCACCAAAAAAAUCACAAGCCUCGUUCUUGAUAUGCAUUUCUUGAAAGAAGAGAAAUCUGUAGGGAACAGCUUUGGGCACCUUAAAGAAAGCAGUUCCAAAAAGUGCAAGAGACGCCACUUUGAAAUCUUCUCCGGUCUUUUUAAAGGCAGUGCUAACAAAAAUUCGAAUGAAGAAGUUUUGGAAGUUGAUGCAUUUGCAGGCAUGUCCAACCUACAACUCCUACAAAUUAGUGAUGUACAACUCUGUGGAAGCUAUAAAAAUUUCCCGAAAGGAUUACGAUGGUUGUAUUGGUCUCACUGUCCUUUACAAUCAACACCUAAUGAUUUCCCUUUUGACAAGCUGGUUGCUCUUCAGAUGCCUUACAGUUCCUUGAAAAAUGUUUUCAAUGGAGCCAAGUGUCCUAUAGUAUUGAAGAUCCUUGAUCUAAGUCAUUCCCAUAACCUUUCUGCGACUCCUGAUUUCUCAAUGCUACCCAAUCUCGAGAGACUUUUACUUGAAAAUUGUACAGGGUUGGUUAAGAUUAAUGAAUCAAUCGGACUUCUACAAAGACUUGUUUUCUUAAACUUAAGGAACUGUCAGAAAUUGAAGAAGCUUCCGAAAACCAUUUGUGGGCUAAAAUCUCUGGCAACACUAGACAUUUCUGGUUGCAUAAAUAUUGAAGAACUUCCAACAGAGCUGGGGAAUAUGGAUUCUCUAACCGUGAUUCUAGCGGAUGGAACAGAAGUAAAUCAAUACUCUAUCACUCUGGAGGUCAAAGCGUGGAAUUUCUUUGUAUUGACUUGGCCAUUGAGUGUAAGACGAGUUCCAAAAAUUUUGUGGGUUUCUUUUCCCCAGUCUUUGGCAUAUUUAAGUAUUGCAAAUUGCAAUUUAUUUGAUGACACUUUCCCCAGGGAAUUUGGCAACUUAUCUUCAUUGCAGAUACUAAAUUUGAGCAUGAAUCCAAUUUGUGGCCUCCCCAGUUGCGUCAAGGAUCUUCGUAGCCUCCGGGUUCUGUGGUUAGAAUCAUGCCCAAGCCUUCGGUCACUUAAGCUGCGGGAAAAUAUAAAAAUACUAUAUGCUGUUGAUUGUAAAUCGUUAAAAAAAAUAACCUUUCGAUCAGUGCACCGCAUUUCAAGUGUAACUUAUAGCGGUUGUAGGAGUCUAUUUGAGAUUGAAGGCUUAUUCAAGUCAGUACCCUUAGAAAGGGUUGACGCAGAGCGAAUAAAUAAUUUGGGCUUAUGUGACUUUGAAGCUAUGGAUAAACCACCUGUGCGACUUUUACGCGGGCGUUCAACAAAGAUGAGGACUGUUCGACACUUGGGAAUUUACGAACCUCAUACAUUUUACACUUAUCUGCGGGGAAGCAAUGUUCCUAUGAAGUUUAUUCUUAAGAAUGUGGGAUCCUCAAUAUCUUUUACCGUACCUUCUGUUGUUAAUUUGAAAAUUCAAGGCUUAUCUGUGUGUUCUGUUUAUGCGCAUUCCAGACCUCGUGCUCCAUUUUCUCCGUCGACCCACCGCUCUUCACACAUAAUUAUCAGUAAUGCAACUAGGCAUUUGAAAUGGAGCUAUUGCCCCUAUUUCUUUGGCAUUUCAAAAACUGAUGACUUAUUGUGGUUAAGUUAUUGGAAGUUUGAGGAUCUGUUAGAAGGUGGUGAUAAGCUGAAUAUUUCGAUUUUUACAAGUCAAGAUUUCCAUGUGAAGGAGAUUGGCGUCCAUCUUGUGUACGAGGAGGCACAGGAAAAGAGGAGCACCCAAUGUACCUGUUUAGAAGUUGCCCAACAAAUCCAUCCCUAUGGAGAGGUAGUUCCUGGUUGUUGUAAUGGUAGUUGCUUGGAGUGCAAGAAUUAUCCUGUGCCUGCAAAUCCUGCGAGCACUAGAGUCAUUCGUCUUGGCAAUCAUCGUAAGGAUUGCUUAGAUUGUCCUGGAGGUUAUUUGGUAUGCCACCAUGCAGAUACGAUAACUCAUUAUGAACCUCUAGAUGCUUUGAGUAAGAAAUUAAUUCACAAAAAGUGAAGAGAGCGAAGAUAUUAUUUUAACCUUGAAUUUGUUUCGACUCUGGCUUCAAUUCCAAGCUGCUCACAUAUAGAGCCCAAUAAGCAAUCAAAAUGUCAUUGGUAACCCUAUGGCUUGAGUGUUGUUGAUAACCGUAUUAGAGUUUUGCUUUGUUAUUAGCAACGGCUUGCCCUUGUCUUUAUUGAUUGUGACUGAUUUUGGAUAUUUUCUUUCUCUUCAUGAUCUGGGACUUCCAAUGCUUUUCGGCCAACUUUGGUGACUGUUGCAAAAUUCAUAUGUUUUUCAUUCUCCGAUAUUUAUGCUUUAAUUCUAUGACCUUGUAAUUUAUUUCAUCAAUAGAUUUUGCUCAUCAGAACUAGUUUAUUUUUGCCCUUCCACUCUUUUAUGUCUUCAUUACUUGGAUAGGAAAAUUUUUAAUGUGCUUGAUUUCUCACUUGGAUUCAGCUCCAGAAGUAUCUCCUGUUAUUGAAUCAUUGUCUUUUGUAUUGAUAUACAGAGUUUUUGUAUUCCUUAAGAUUAUAUGAAUGGUAAAUGAUGAAUCUUGCCUUGUUUUA
Messenger RNA from Diospyros lotus (date-plum), 4495 nucleotides. Its product is annotated as disease resistance protein RPV1-like. Gene Ontology annotation, molecular function: ADP binding; protein binding; ATP hydrolysis activity. The record is from RefSeq and is a predicted model, not a curated record. The transcript is spliced from 6 exons. NCBI's taxonomy places the organism in Eukaryota, Viridiplantae, Streptophyta, Magnoliopsida, Ericales, Ebenaceae. The coding region runs from base 252 to 3941 and encodes 1229 amino acids. Gene Ontology annotation, biological process: signal transduction; defense response.